Molecule: messenger RNA, 1401 nt
Organism: Haemonchus placei
Lineage: Eukaryota; Metazoa; Nematoda; Chromadorea; Rhabditida; Trichostrongylidae
Source: the annotation of a GenBank genome assembly
AUGUCUAUGUCAUUUUUUUCGUCUCUUCUCAGAACGGAAGUAGGACGCACGCCGACAGCACCAACAAUUCUAGUGUUGUGUACAUUUUCAGUUGGACUCGGUGAUCGAGUAACUCUGACUGAAUUUGGUGCCGAUGGUUACAAUGCUGAAGGUGGAGGUCCAGUGAAUUCCGGAAGUGCCCUGACAUGUAAAUUCGAUGGCCGUCCAUGUUGUUGGGCCAAUGUUCCACCUCCAGAUGAUCAACUAGACUGGCACAUUGGAACUGGAGCACCGAACACUACGGUAUUCAGGAAUGCACCUGCCCCUGCUGGAAGCUAUCUGGUGGCGUAUGCUCGUGGAGCGGCACCGUCUGAUGAGGCUCAGUUCUCGUCGUGUUCGAUCGGAUGCACGGCUAGUGACAUUACCGUGCGAGCAAAGCAUUGGACAUCGGAGAAUGUUCUUCUCCAAGUCUGUCUUCGGGAAUCAUUCCCGAACGCUGGAGUUGCUCACAAUCCUCUUCUCAAUUGUCAAGAAUUCCCCGCUUCCGACGGACUGACGGCAACUGAACUUGUUCUGCCAAAGACGUCCCUGGUCGAUAUCGUAUUCGUGGCAUCGAACUUCAUCGGAGAAAAUGGGGAUAUGGCAAUUCUCAAUGACAUCGAAGUUUCUUACGACAGAAAUGGUCCCGAGUGCGAAGAAACGAGCAAUUUCGAGACCGCCAUUAAAUCAACGGAGAAGAGCGCUAAGGAGUUACGAGCGAAGCUGACAUCGGUUGGAGAAGGUUCAAGUGCAAAAUCGGCCACCGAACGUUUUGGUGAAGAAGGAUUUAAGGCGAGACUACGUAUCGACUUGACCCCGUCCAGUGGACAAAAUCAUGCCAAGGGAACAAAAACUCAAAAGUUCAGCGAGAGUAUUUGCUCUGCGACGAAAUGCGACUUUGAAAAUGGAAAUACUUGCCAUUACAAGGACGCCUAUCAAUCACAAUCAAUUCGUGGACUUACUACGAAGUUCCAAGUUGUAAAUGGGCAAUUCAUGAACAGAGUGACUGGUGUUAAAGAAAGCAGUGAAGGUGACUUCUACGCGGCCACAUUCCUAUUUCCGCGUGAAAUGGCCGGCCUUGAAGCAACAACGGAACCAUUCACCGAAAAAUCCCGGUUACGUUUCCAGUACUACGAGGGCACGCACGGUGUACAGCUCAAAGGAUGCUGCAGCUCCAUCGAGACGUGUCCGUUCAGCUCUGACAAGUUUGUUAGCGUGUCUGAUCGUGUAUGGAAGACGGCCAGUUUCCGAUGUCCAAAAGGAACUGAUAGGGUGAUCUUCCUCUGUGAGAAUACUCGAACGAAUCAGGGUGCAUGUGCUAUAGAUGAUUUGGGUAUGGUGGAAAACGAAGGUUCACUCAAGGAUGUCCGACCUCUAUGCUAG